AUGUCUUGUGUUACAGAAGAUGCAGAGGGGAUUGAAGAACAGCAGUGGGAGAGCAUCCGUGUGCCCAUCCUAGUAGUCCAUGCAGUAGUACAUUUCCUAGCUGUAGUUGCAAUUUUCCUUGCCAGUUAUCUGGAAAGGCAAAACCGGAAGCCUCUAGAAAGUAAUAAGCCUAUGAUCUCCCUCUGGGGCCAUUUGAGUGGAGUGUCUUACAAGUCAAUCAGUUUGUUCCUGUUCCCCACUGUCAGUUUUACCUGGGGCUCCUGUGGGGAAGUCUCAAGUGAGUGGUUUAAGUCCAAGGGAGCCCUCGGGCCUCUUCAUGCUGAUUUGGGAGCUGCUCCAGUUUGGACCUUCAUAAGGAGGGGGCCCAAUAGCUUGCGGUGCUUUGUGCUCCUCGACAGUGACGGCUUUCAGUCAUCUGAAAGGAUCAUUUGGCCAGAAGUAGCAAAUGUCCCUUGCUGCUUAGAGCUGAGUGAUUCAGUGUCUCAUAUUUCUAACCAGAAAAUUUACUCAAGCCUUACACUGAAGCAAGAAGUUUCAGACUCCCUGAAUACUUACCCUGCUUCAGACCUGGAACUAGCUGUUGUUCCUUUUCAUGGAGGAUGUGGCAUCAUGAGACCUGGCCUCAAUGCCAUUCUGGGACCCACAGGUGGAGGCAAAUCUUCGUUGUUAGAUGUCUUAGCUGCAAGGAAAGAUCCACAUGGAUUAUCUGGGGAUGUUUUGAUAAAUGGAGCACCUCGACCUGCCAAUUUCAAAUGUAAUUCAGGUUAUGUGGUACAAGAUGAUGUCGUGAUGGGCACUCUGACAGUGAGAGAAAAUUUACAGUUCUCAGCAGCUCUACGGCUUCCAACAACUAUGACGACUAAUGAAAAAAAUAUGCGGAUUAACAGGGUCAUUCAGGAGUUAGGUCUGGAUAAAGUGGCGGAUUCCAAGGUUGGAACUCAGUUUAUCCGUGGUGUGUCUGGAGGAGAAAGAAAAAGGACUAGUAUAGGAAUGGAGCUUAUUACUGAUCCAGCCAUCCUGUUCCUAGAUGAGCCCACAACUGGCUUAGACUCAAGCACAGCAAAUGCUGUCCUUUUGCUCCUGAAGAGGAUGUCUGAACAGGGACGAACAAUCAUUUUCUCCAUUCAUCAGCCUCGUUACUCUAUCUUCAAGUUGUUUGAUAGCCUCACCUUGUUGGCCUCAGGAAGACUAAUGUUCCAUGGGCCUGCCCAGGAGGCCUUGGGUUACUUUGCAUUAAUGGGUUACCAGUGUGAGCCCUAUAAUAACCCUGCAGACUUCUUCCUGGAUGUCAUUAAUGGAGACUCCUCUGCUGUGGUAUUAAACAGACAGGACCAGGCGGGUGAAGCCAAGGAGACUGAAGAACCUUCCAAGAGAGAUAUUCCACUCAUUGAAAAAAUAGCUGAGUUUUAUGCCAACUCUGCCUUCUCCAGAAAAACAAAAGAUGAAUUAAAUCAACUCUCAGAGGGUCAGAAAAAGAAGAGCUCAGCCUUUGGGGAGAUCACCUAUGCCACCUCCUUCUGUCAUCAACUCAGAUGGAUUUCCAAGCGUUCAUUCAAAAACUUACUGGGUAACCCUCAGGCCUCUAUAGCUCAGAUAAUUGUAACAAUCAUCCUGGGAUUGGUUAUAGGUGCCAUUUUCUAUGAUUUAAAAAAUGAUUCUACAGGAAUCCAGAAUAGAUCAGGGGUGCUCUUCUUCCUCACGACCAACCAGUGUUUCAGCAGUAUCUCAGCUGUGGAGCUUUUUGUGGUUGAGAAGAAGCUCUUUAUACAUGAAUAUAUCAGUGGAUACUACAGAGUGUCAUCUUAUUUCUUUGGAAAACUGAUAUCUGAUUUACUACCCAUGAGGAUAUUACCAAGUAUUAUAUUUACUUGUAUAAUAUACUUCUUGUUAGGAUUGAAACCAGUUGUGGAGGCUUUCUUCAUCAUGAUGUUUACCCUUAUGAUGGUGGCUUAUUCAGCCAGUUCUAUGGCACUGGCCAUAGCAGCAGGCCAGAGUGUGGUAUCCAUAGCAACACUUCUCAUGACCAUCUCCUUUGUGUUUAUGAUGAUAUUUUCAGGGCUGUUGGUAAAUCUCACAACCAUCCAGCCUUGGCUAUCAUGGCUUCAGUACUUCAGCAUUCCUCGAUACGGCUUUGCGGCUUUGCAGCAUAAUGAAUUUUUGGGACAAAACUUCUGCCCAGGACUCAACAUAACAACAAAUAAUACCUGUAGUUAUGCGACAUGUACUGGCGAAGAAUUUUUGGUAAACCAGGGCAUCGAUAUCUCCCCUUGGGGCCUGUGGAAGAAUCACGUAGCCUUGGCAUGCAUGAUUGUUAUCUUCCUUAUAAUUGCCUACCUAAAAUUGUUAUUUCUUAAAAAAUUUUCUUAA
Molecule: messenger RNA, 2367 nt
Organism: Puma concolor (puma)
Lineage: Eukaryota; Metazoa; Chordata; Mammalia; Carnivora; Felidae
Source: RefSeq, a predicted model, not a curated record